AUGGCGUCGACUGGUGGCAAUCGGUCAUGGUCAGAGGAAGAGGAAACCUACCUUCUCCAGACUCGCAUGCAGAAGCUGCCGUACAAGCACAUCGCUGCGCAGCUCAAGAAGACUGAGCUCGCCUGCCGUCUGCAUUACCACCAGCUCUGUCAUGGGAGCCACCGCCGCCGACGUACUACUUCCAUCUCCUCUACCAUCUCUUCCAGCUCAGCCGGCCAUCCAUCGAGCUGCUUUCAACAUUCCCCUCCGAGUGAGCAUAGAAAUUCUAACGCGGCGGAGUCGUCCCGCCACGACUCACCAAGCAUGUAUCGCACCGGCUCUGCUAGCCCUCCAGUGCCAGCGCCGGUCUACAACAAGCCCAUACUCCCCAAAUGCCAGCCAGGACUGGUCACACCUCGCACGUCGCCCGAACCUGACUUACACCAUCCAUCCGGUCUUCGCAUCAACACCGCCGAGCAUGUUCUCCAGCGUCCCUCCACAGUCACGAGCAUUGACACAGGCCGUCUGCGCACGAUCUAUGAAGCCCACCGCGCCGCCUUUUGGGUGAGCAUCGCCGCUGACUAUGGCCAAGAUGUAUCGCCCAUCCACCUUGAGCAAGCCUGGCGCCAGUCUUGCAACGUCGCUAGGCCUCUCACGCCCCCCGAGGAGGGCCAAUCGACCUCUAAACACAGGCCGCUGCCACCCUUAUACUCGCAGCCUGCUGCCUCUGCUUCCGAGAGGCUGCAAGGACGCCUGUUCGAGACUACGCCUAUCACUGCGGGUGUGAGCGCUGUUUCGGCGCCGGAGAGGUUGCAGUAUACGCUACCGACGCUGACGCCUUCAACUGCGGGCAGUACACCGUCGAUGAGCCUCUCGAGAACCAGCACGUGGAGCGAGAUUAGCAGUGUUCCGGCCACGGCUAUUGCCGCGCUGUUGACUGUGGACAAAGAACCGAGGCCUGAUGUUGACGCAGACGCGAUCAUGCAUGGCUAG
Molecule: messenger RNA, 972 nt
Organism: Coniosporium apollinis CBS 100218
Lineage: Eukaryota; Fungi; Ascomycota; Dothideomycetes
Exons: 2
Coding region: 1-972 (323 amino acids)
Source: RefSeq, a predicted model, not a curated record